AUGGACGACCACCGCGCUCCUCCGCCGCUCCUCCGCCACACCACCACCGCGCAAAUCCUCCGCCACACCUCAUCAUUGUUCUAUUCCCACCUUCUCACCUUCGUCUUCCUCUCCUCUCUCCUCCUCACCUUCCGCUCCAAUGUCCAGAGCGCCUCCUAUUACCUCUCCUCCCUCAUCGACAGCGACCCCUCCUUGAAAUCCCUCCUCUCUCGCCUCGAUUUCUCCGCCUCCUCCCAUCUCCACCACCGCCACCACCCCCCGCUCCGCCGCCGCCGCCGUGCCUUCCUCCACCUCUCCCGCGUUGGAACCCUCGACGACGACUUCUUCUCCGGCGAUUCCGAUUUCGAUCGCUCGUUAUUCCACCCUUCCUCGAGGAAGCACGUCGCCAAUUCCACCUCCGUCGUCCUCUCCGAUUUCAAUCCGGAUUACGGAUUCUCUGAUUCGGUCAUGGAUAACGGUAUUUCUUUCCCCAAAUUGAUUAAACCUGGGGUUUUUAGCUUCAAGCCUGAAUUUAAGAAGAAUGUCACUCUAUUGGAGGAAGAUGAUUCCAAAUUCGUCGAGAGCAGGGUGGAUGAUGGUAAGGCGGUGUUGGAUUUGGAUUUCCUGAUCAAGGGUUUUGAAUUGGGGAAUCGCGAUGUGUCGUCGCUCUUCUUCUUGGCUGGUGUUUUGUCGGCUGCUUAUGCUUAUGUUGUGCUUGCUUUCAUUGUUACAUACACAUGGGGGAAUGGGAUCAUCUUCCUCAAAGUGGUGGAUCAUUUGGUGGGGAAUCAGAGAUCCUUUUUUCGAACAGUUUGGGACGGAUCGAACAUCGGAUUGAAGCGGCUCUCAGGGUUUGUGCUGAUGAAAUGGGCUGUGAAGGAUGCUCUAGCUCAGCUAAUGGGUAUAUUCUUCUUUGGCGAGAUUGAGGAUCAGUAUGUUUUCUUCAAAGUGUUCUUGAGGAUGAAGUUUAUGCCGUUUGCUAAUGUAGCGCCGUGGGUGAUCGGGCACGAGUGGGAGAGCGCAGGGUUCAUGGCGGUUUGGUUCUUGAGCGACGUGUUGCUUGGCUUGCUGUUUGCUGUGGGUUCAUGGGUAGCCAUUGUCGAUUCAAGACGGGGUGGGAGGGAGAUUGUGAGAGAAGGGUGUCACAUGCUGGUUGCUUUGUUCUACCCUGCAUUUGAGAUGAGGUGGAUGGAAGUCAUUGUUUGUGGAUCAGUCGGGAAGUGGGCGUUGAGGCGAGUGUUUGGGGAUUUCGUGGUACUCGUUUUCCAAUCAUCCAUGGAGGUGUAUUUCAUGGUGGCUUGGUUGGUGUUCUACCUUGCAGCAAGACACAAGGAUGAUACUUCACUCGGGAGAACGUUCGGGCGGCGCGAAUUGGAAGGUUUUCUUGAGGUUGCUAGGUGA
Molecule: messenger RNA, 1380 nt
Organism: Salvia splendens (bonfire salvia)
Lineage: Eukaryota; Viridiplantae; Streptophyta; Magnoliopsida; Lamiales; Lamiaceae
Exons: 1
Coding region: 1-1380 (459 amino acids)
Source: RefSeq, a predicted model, not a curated record